AUGAAAGAUUCAUUUAAAGUAACUAAAACACGUCAAAAGUGCAUAAAUUUGACAGAAGCUCAUUUCAAAGAGAUCAUUUCGGAGUUGGAAAAUGCUGCUCAGAUCAUCACAAGUCAGAAAAAUGAGAUAGAAUCUUUGGAGAUGGCAUUAAAUGCCUCCAAAGAUGAGAUAGAGCUUUUACAAAAAAGUGAUAGGGCUUUAAAGAAAGAGAAAAAGAAGCUAGCGAUGGAUAAUCAAAAAAUCUCAAGCGCAUUAAAUAGUGAAAUUGAAACACUUAAAAUGGAAUUACAACAUUCACAAAAACAGGUAGAGGUUUGGAAAGGCCGAACAAAUGAAUCAAAAGCUUCUUUAAGAAAGUUCUUGGAAUCAACAAUAAUGGAUUCUGGUGAAGAUUCGAUUAAUAAUGGAACAUACAUAGAAAGUUAUGAAAGUACAAUAAUGAAUUUAAAGAAUCAAUUGGAUGAACGAUUAUUAAGAGUAGAGCAAUUGGAGAUGAAUUAUCAAAAUGUUAGUUUGGAAAGAGACGAGCUUUCUAGUGAGGUAGCUAAUUUGAGGGCCAAGAAUAAGUCAAAUGAAUAUGAAUUACGUGAAUUAAGAGAGAAACAAAGAAAGGAAGAAAAUGAAAGAAAACGUUUUAGUAUGCGUGAAGAGAAACUAUCUAACGAAAUUGAUAGUUUAUGUAAAAAAUACAACACGGAAAUUGAUGAGCUCCAAAAAAAGAAUAACUUAUUAAAUGAUGAGAUAUGGGAGCUAAAUCGUACUAUUAAGAGUAAUAAUAAUAGCAUUAAGGAAUUACAAGAUCAGAAUUCCAAUAAUAAAAAGUAUUAUGAAUACUACAUUGCAGGUAAAAAAGUAGAAGAUUUUAUUACUAGCAAGAUUUCAGAUUUUGAAUCUUCUGUAAGAGUACAAUUAACGGCUUUAACAAAUUUGGUACAUAAAUUUGAAAAGAAUAGAAUGACAAAAAUGAGUCAUUCAUUUAAGGGACAAAAUCCUGUUUAUACAAGAAAAAAUGCAUUAACAGAGAUUCAAUCAUUUUCCCCUGUUAUCCUAAAUGAUAGCGGAAAGGCAGAUACUUCUGAUAUGGAAGAAAUUAAUCCAGGAAGAAGGAAUCAAGAAAAUUAUUCAUCUACUUUGAGAUUAUUUGAAAACGAUGAUUCUCUGAUAAAUAAUUCAAUAACAAUAGCAACAACUGCAUCUUCUGGAAUAAUUACAGCUAAUAACAGUCAAUGUGUGAGCAAUAACAAUUCAAACUCCCCUUAUAUUAUGCCGAAAUCACAUACAAAGUCUGUAGAUUUGAAUUCUCUUAAAGGUUCAAAUGUUGUCCAACAGAAUGAUUCUAGUAAUAUUGAAAAUUUUUCUUAUCAAGAAUUGACCGAAAACAUUCCCCCAAAUUAUUCAGAAUUAGUAAAGGAAACAAUGAAAGUCUUAACUCAAGCCUCCAAAGAUCACCAAGCUAUUCUAGAGAAGAUUCAGUACCUCUCAGAUAAUAUGGAUGAUGAACAGGUAAUCAAUCAGACUCAAUAUUACCAAAAUAGCAACAAAGGCAUAAAGAGUGAAGAAAUUUUUAAUAAUGAGAGUGCUUACUAUUCAAUUGGUAAUGAAGAAAUUUGUAUUAAUAAAAAACGACCAAUUGAAGAUGACAAUUGUUCAGAAUCUAGUGUAAUUUCAUUUCUAAGUGAGCUUUAA
Molecule: messenger RNA, 1686 nt
Organism: Cryptosporidium ubiquitum
Lineage: Eukaryota; Apicomplexa; Conoidasida; Eucoccidiorida; Cryptosporidiidae
Exons: 1
Coding region: 1-1686 (561 amino acids)
Source: RefSeq, a predicted model, not a curated record